GCUCUUUAACUCCAGUGCCCCUCUAGCUCACCAAGCUCCAGGUGAAGGAGAAGGAGGUUAAGUAAGGAGAUCUUUAUACCAUGACCGGUACAAAGCAGAUUACCUGCAAAUCCAUCAGUGGUAAAGCACCCAGGAAGCAACUGGCUACAAAAGCCACUCACAAUAGUGCGCCCUCUACUGGAGGGGUGAAGAAACCUCAUCAUUACAGGCCUGGUACUGUGGCUCUCCGUGAAAUUAGAUAUUUUCAGAAGUCCACUGAACUUCUGAUUUGCAAACUUCCUUUCCAGCGUCUGGUGCGAGAAAUUGCUCAGAACUUCAAAACAGAUCUGCGCUUUCAGAGCGCAGCUAUUGGUGCUUUACAGGAGGCAAUUGAGGCCUAUCUAGUUGGCAUUUUUGACACCAGCCUGUGUGCUAUCCAUGCCAAACGUGUUACAAUUAUGCCAAAAGACAUCCAGCUAGCACGCAGCAUACGUGGAGAACGUGCAUAAGAAUCCACUAUG
Messenger RNA from Carlito syrichta (Philippine tarsier), 500 nucleotides. RefSeq names its product histone H3.3C-like. Lineage: Eukaryota; Metazoa; Chordata; Mammalia; Primates; Tarsiidae. Gene Ontology annotation, cellular component: nucleosome. Gene Ontology annotation, molecular function: structural constituent of chromatin; DNA binding; protein heterodimerization activity. The record is from RefSeq and is a predicted model, not a curated record. The coding region runs from base 81 to 488 and encodes 135 amino acids. The transcript has a single exon.